GCUUUGGGGCAUAGAGUCGGGACGAAACUCUGUUAUAGAUACAGGAAGUUCACGCGACGGCGUUGCCGGAUCGCUGGAAAUCCCAAAACUUCGCCGCCAUGAACGCAUGUAAUUGUUGUAGUUGUAAGGCGAAAGCUCCCCAGCGAAAGGACCGACCGAAAGCGAAGCACCAGCAAGAAGAAGCACCAUCAGCACCAUCAGCAGGACCAUGAAAGUGGCAGCAGUGGCAGUGGCAGAGGCAGCAGCAACGAACGUGAACUCGGGCACAUUUUUUUCGCUCCACUCUACGCUCCAUCAAAAAGUGAUACACACGGAAAAAUAGCCAGCAUUCAUUCACCGAAUAUACCGAGGCAAGGAGCACGGCCGCCAUCCCAAAGAAAUCGAAAACAGCAUAUAAUUAAUUCAAAUAAUUAAUCGCUCUAAUUAAACUUUGAGUUGCAACCGAGGACUUUGACUUUUUGUUUGUGUGUGUGUCUGUGCGUGCGUGCAGCUGUGAGCUAAGAAAACGGUACAAGAAAUAAUACAUAUACAUAUAUACACACACACGUACGUCCAUUGCAAUUCCGUUCGUGUGUGUGUGUGAAUGUGAGUGCGUGUGAGUUAGUUUAGGGGCCACGUGAAGGCGAAGGCGCGCAACAACAGCGGCCGAGGAAGCGGGACAGGAACAGGCAGGCAGCAGCAGGAGCGCUAGCCUCGCAGAGGGGGCGGAGGCGGAGACGGCGACGGAGGAUAGAGAAAGUGACAGUGCUGGCGAAAAAGCGAAAACCGAAAGUGAAAAGUAAAUCGUGGCGGAGGAGGCGCGCGUGUUGAGGAAACAGGAUCUUUCGGCCGUAAACUGUUGAAUAUAGAAUGACGUUGCAGACAAAAAUCAAUGUGAAGCAUAAAAAAGCAACAGAAGUCGAAGCAGGAACAACAUCAGAAUCAGUAGCAGAAUCAACAACACGAGCCUCAACUCUGCGCCGCUUACUUAUUUAAAGCGUGAAAGAGCUAGCGAGAGGCGGACUAACGGUGUCCAGUUAACAGUAACAAGUCAAGUGCAACAGCGAGCGAACAAAAACAAGGAUAAAGAAAUCCAAAAAAAAAAGGAAGAACGGAAACAAAGAGUAACAUCUCCUGCUCUUUUAUCGCCACUCCACUCGCACUACCACCCAUUCCCACGCUCUGCCCCACUCUCACUCUCUUUGGGUUAAAAGAGCUGCGAAUUUGAUAACUGUUGAAAGAGGAAGUGGAAGAGGAAGCACAAGCAGGACGAGAUGAAGCCGUCGGAUUUGUUGUUGGUGCUAGAGAAGGUCAAGUUCAGGGUGCCACUGCCACCAGGAGUCAGCUCAACGACGCUCCUGCCCAAGCUCAUCCGCACCAAGGAUGUGAAGCAGCUGCAGGAUGGCAACGCACAACCACAGAAGCCAAAGCUAACGAAAUGUCUCAACACCCUGGACCUGACCUCCUUGGGCAUCGGCUCCUGUUGCGGAACGGGCAUGUACCUGGUGGCCGGCAUGGUGGCCCAAAAAAUAGCAGGACCCGGAGUGAUUAUUAGUUUUAUUAUAGCCGCCAUAGCGAGUAUUUUCUCAGGAGCCUGCUAUGCGGAGUUUGGCGUUCGUGUGCCACACACAUCCGGCUCGGCCUAUAUGUAUUCAUAUGUGGCGGUUGGAGAAUUUGUAGCUUUUAUAAUUGGUUGGAACAUGAUAUUGGAAUAUCUAAUAGGAACAAGUGCCUGUGCCUGUGCGUUAAGUUCUAGUUUCGAUUCCCUUACUGGCAACGCCAUUGCGCGAACGAUAAGCGAGUCCAUCGGCACGAUAUUCGGUAAACCUCCGGACUUUAUUGCCUUUGGCAUAACGCUGCUAAUGACCUGCGUCCUGGCAAUGGGCGCCAGUAAGUCGGUCAUCUUUAACCACUCGCUGAACGCCAUUAACCUGGCCACGUGGGUGUUCGUUAUGGCCGCCGGUCUCUUCUAUGUGGACACGAAGACGUGGUCGGAGCACCAGGGCUUCCUGCCCUACGGCUGGAGCGGUGUGUUCUCCGGUGCUGCCACCUGCUUCUAUGCAUUUAUCGGUUUCGACAUCAUCGCCACCACCGGCGAGGAGGCCCACAACCCCCAGAAGAGCAUACCCAAGGCCAUUGUGGGCUCGUUGGUUGUUGUUCUUAUCGCCUACGUCAGUGUUAGCCUGGUCCUUACCCUAGUAGUUCCCUACGAUCAUAUUAACACGGGAGCCGCCCUGGUCCAGAUGUGGUCCUACGUGAAUGCCCCCAAGUGCCGCGCGGUGGUGGCCAUCGGCGCCACAGCCGGCCUCUCGGUGGCCAUGUUCGGCUCCAUGUUCCCCAUGCCGCGAGUCAUCUAUGCCAUGGCCCAGGACGGCCUGAUCUUCAGGCAACUAUCGCAACUGUGGCAACGCACCAACGUACCCGGCCUGGCGACGAUUGGAAGCGGACUGGCGGCAGCCCUGGUGGCCCUCACCAUUCGCCUGGAGAUCCUCGUCGAGAUGAUGUCCAUCGGCACUCUGCUGGCCUACACCCUGGUGUCCACCUGUGUCCUUGUGCUGCGCUACCAGCCGCAUAGCACCUCGCUGGUGGAGCUACUGCCGGCUCAGCUGCGCACCCCUGUAGCGCCCGGAACCGCCAGUGAUUCCCGCGCCCACAUCACGCCAGCCGAAGUCCUGGAGGUUCCCGGCAAGCUGACCAUCAAGCGAGUGACCCGCGGAAUGUCCGAUUCGGACGACUCCUUCAUAGACGACAGUCCGGAGGGCUUUCUGGGGGGCCGGGAUGAUCAGUUCCUGGUGUCUGACCGAUCAGAGAACAAGUUCUACGGCAGCGUUCACGGAGCACCGACUGGGCCCACCGGACAGGCCACCGCCUUCGACACCAUGGGCCUGAACUUUGUAACCCGGAAGAUUCACGACUAUGCCUACCUGUGUCCCGGCUUCUUUCCCUGGAUCAAUCCCGGACAAGCCACCACCGAAAGCGGUAUGUACGUCACCAAGCUCGUGGGCAUCAUGUUCGGUCUCAUAUUCUUCCUGGACUUGUUCGCGGCCAUUGGCUGGUCCGGAGGGCUGGCCGCUUUCGUCUACAUCGUUUUGUUUAUGGGCAUAUUUGUGAUACUAUUGAUUAUAUCACGGCAGCCGCAGAAUAGAUAUGCGCUGGCGUUCCUUACCCCCGGACUUCCCUUCAUUCCGGCCAUCGCCAUCACCGUGAACAUCUAUUUGAUAUUCAAGCUGAGCAUCCUGACCCUAGUCCGCUUCACCGUCUGGAUGACUCUCGGCUUCGUCAUGUACUUCUACUACGGCAUUACGCACAGCAGCCUGGAGCAAACCAGCGAUGAUCUGGAGUUGCACGUCGACAAGGACUACAGCAAAAACGUCGAGGAAAAGGCUGUUUGGGAUCAGCAGUCAUACAACCAGACCCAUGAGCCUGUUUGGGCCAGCAAGGAAGUCAAGCAACCAUCCUCAAAACAACGCUAUAACUACGGGAAGUCCUCGUCAUCCUCGACCCAGGGCAGCUCGAAGAGCGGCCAUAGUGGCAGUGGAUCCACGACGAAACCACCGGGCAAAAGUUCCGUUGGCGGUGGACCUCCGCGACCCGUACCACCGCCACCGCCAGCCACCGGGGGAGGUCAGGGCAGAGGUCCGCCGAUGGAGCGUCAGUAUACCGGGCAGUUCAGCAUGUUUGUGGACGAGGGUCAGUUCCCGACGUGGGACGAUUAAGCGGCAUCCAAUUACCCGAUCUCAAGCCACAAAGACAAUUUCCAAAUCCAAUUCGUUUCACCAUUCCGUGUAUUCCCGAUUGAUUCCCGAGCUAGAAGGCUCCAAGGCACGAGAAGGAUAUCCGAAGAGGAGCAGCUCACUCACUUGUAAAUAAGAUUAGCGAUGUUAAGUUUAAAGGGUAUGGCAAAGUGUAACGCCACCGAUUCCAUAUAUAUACAAGGCGUACAGAUGUACGGAGAUGGGCGGAGUAGCCACUGUUCACCGUUCACCGUUCACUGUUCACGGCCCUCCGUUCCGUUCCGUUGCGUCCUGUCGAGGUCACCAAAGUACACCUAUACCAUAUACAAACAUAUAUACAUAUACAUAGAUAUAUACAUAUAUAAAAAUUGAUUAUACAAGCGAAUAUAUAUAUACACAAAUAGCGACGGGUUAUUAGUUCAGCAAAGAGUUACAAGUGCAAAGAUAACAAUUCCAUUUAUCCUCGAUCCAGCGAUAGAUCUAGGCGAUAACAGAAGCUAUCAGUGUGCCCAACGUCGAUUGACAAGCGUUUUGGGUGACGCUGGUCAAACGGGAUUCGGCACAGAAACCAGGAGAGCAGGAUACACCGCCAUAUUUUUGACAGACGGGGCGACAGAGCUGGCGAACAAAAUAGUUAUAUAAUAUAUAAAAAUAACUGUGCACAACUGUACAUUUUAGGCACUACCACUCCUCCCACAAUCACACACACUCUUAAAAACGAAAUCCCGAUCCUGCGAGGAGAUCCACGAGUCAGCGCCAAGGAAAUGACUUUUCCUAACCCAAAAGAUAGAUAUAUGUAAUUUUCCAUAUAUAUAGCCCUUGGAUGUCUGAGGAACUCUGAGCAAUCUCAGGAUUGACAGGACCCCCACACACACACACACACUCACAAACCCAGACACAAGGAGAGAAAUCCGAACAUAAAAAUUAUGUAUUUAUGAUUCUAUUGUUGUUUCUAUAUAUAUUUACGCUAUGCAUUUUGUACGACGUGUCAGCACAGUACAGACGUCCGUCUCAGCGAAUCUAUCCAAAGUGUUAUUUGUUUUUGAUCUCCUAGAGGCUCGCGCUAAACUAAAACUCAUUUUUAAGCGGCAUUUCGCAUUUCGCAUUCGUUGUAAUACAAUAAUUCAUUUUACUUAACGAAUUACCAAGCAAAAAUUAUAUGAAUACGCAUAUAUAUUUAUGAAAAUUACCAUAUUAACAAUUACCAAAAAGGAAUACCAAAAAUAUUUACUUAUCGAACUAUUCAACUUAAACAAAAAAACAAAAAAGAAAAAGAAUAUAUAAAUGAAAGCAAGCAUAACUACCAAAGAAUAUGUAUAAACACAAGUGAAAAACUAAAACAAAAAGGAGACGAUAUGGUAAAGACCAGCAUACUUUUUUCCACUUUAUAUACUAUGUACAAGCAAACAUGCAAAACUAAUCUAUUUUUAACCAAAUUACAAGUAUAUGGCAAGUUUAAAGCAAAAUCAACAACAUUUUUAAGAAUAAUACUUCUGAUAAUUUAUUCGUUUUGUAACUUCACUACGACUUUGUACAUACACUCGAAACAAUCCUUGUACACUCGAAACACGAACCGAUAUUCUUAUAUACUCUACCAUAUUGAAAAAAAAACUGAACCACAACAGAGACAAAAACUAUUUAUAUACAAAACUAUUGUCUAAGCUAUUUCGAUACUUUGAUUUCCCUACGUUUCUACGAUCUUUAUUCUUAUGCUUAAUUUUAAUUCAAACCAUUUCGAGUGCCAAAUUGUUGCACAAAAGCACUCCUUAAGCCAUUAACAGAAAUUAGCUGAAAACCAGAAAACCAAACCAACUGAAAACUGAAAAUCUCAAUCACUCAAGAUCCUGGUUUUCAAAGAGAGGAGCUUUCCGGACCAACUACUUAAGAUAUAUAGACGCCACCCAACUGGUCCCGCACUAUGUAACUACCUUUUAUGGAGUUUUAACCUUGUUUACCACAAACACCAAACCGAAACGCGAAAUACAAUUUGUACAUACACCUCACAGUAUCUCUUAAAGCAAAUCAGUGAAGAACAGUCAGUGCAAAUGUAUAUUUUUAUGAAAAAGGCACAGUAAACAAGCAAACAACAAACAAACAAGCAACUAAAUGAAACAAAACUCAGAAGCAAAGCAACAAAACUAAAGAAUAACAUAUCCUACCACACAGCUUAAAGUUGAAAUAUACAUAGAUCUAACCGAAACCUGUCGGGCCCAGUUCAGUCGAUAGUUUCGAUAUACGAUUAUCUGCCAUCCAAUCCAAAAUGGAUUUUUUUCCAUUUUUUUUAUCUGUUUUUUUUUUUGGGUCAAACUCUUGAAUUUUAAACGAAAUAUUUAUUGUUUUUUUUUUUGUGGCAGUAAUUGCGAAACCGAAACUGUCCGCUGAGGGGGCUUUCGGGUCGGUAGUUCCAUAUAUCCAUACUUCUAUACUAUGGAUAACAAUAGGUACAGGCAAUCCUCCAGUAACUGCGGGCUGCAAACGCUUGCUCUUCCACCUUUCGGUUAUUUCCGGUACCACCAACUUAAGAAAUAAAUAACAAAAACUGUUAUGGGAAUAUGAUAGUUGUAAUGGAUUUUCUACAGUUCCAAUUUAAAGUGAAAAAGAAACUAUUAACAUUAAAAUAAACACUAUAUAUCGAUAAAUGUGAAGAGGGCAAGAGAAAAAGAACAAGAACAAAACCCAAAAAGCUUCCGUUACAAAACGUAUGCAUUUUACUAAAAAACAUUGUUUUAACUUCAAAAUCUCUUUUCGAAUAAUCUCUCGAACGGAAACUAAAAACAGGGAACAUUUAAUCUACCGUCUAUGCUCACUGCAAGCCCCACUUGUAACCUAUACUCGUUAAACGUCAACUGAAAGCGGGCCGAGAAUCAGCUAUAGAAGCAAUAGUUACCAAAAUCCAAACCGGAAGUGGCGAGUAUCCCCAAUAAAGAACAAGCAAAAACAAUAAAAUAGAACAAGCCAUAUAUGAAACUUAUGUAGAUUAAUAGAGAAUUAUAUUUCCGAAACCAAACCAAACAGUUUACUGAUUUUUCUGAAGAGCCAAGCCUAAAAAGUCUUAAACACAAGAAACUCACAUUAAAACAAAAAGCAUUUUAGUUAUUGGAAGUACAUUAGUGAAUUGUUUAUUUGGUUGAUUGAUCAAUUGAUUUGACAGCUGAAUAUAAUGUACCUAAGUUUUUGUUUAUUUCAUAAGACUGAAUUACUGGAAUAUGAUUUAUUUAAACGUGUAUAUAAUUAAGGUGUAAUAGCAAACUUUACAACUUUUACUAAUGAAGCAUCAAAAUUUUUGAAAUUAUUCUGUACUCAUUUAUCUAAACAAAAUGAACAAAAAAAUGCAAAAAACAACAAAAAAAACGAAAAGCUAUGUGAAAGAUUAAGGAAAAUACGUGAUGAUUGAGAAGGAGGCGUGAAAAGUUAAUAUACAACUAUUAAUAUUGUAUUAAUAUAUACGGGAGAGUCCCGUUAUGAUGAUAUAUAUAUAUAUAUACAUAUAUAUAUAUAUUUCAAUGGAUCGAUAAAACAAAAAAGCAAACCAAAGUGGAAUGAAAAUGAUGUUAAACGAUAAGAAAACAUUUUUUAAUUCAAAUACUACUCUUGAUUUGUUUUCUGUGUUAAUAACUUAUUAAAUGAUAUUUCUUGAAAAUAUUAAAAAAAAAAGUAAGAAAA
This is a messenger RNA of Drosophila bipectinata, 7376 nucleotides long. Its product is annotated as solute carrier family 7 member 14. Lineage: Eukaryota; Metazoa; Arthropoda; Insecta; Diptera; Drosophilidae. Gene Ontology annotation, molecular function: amino acid transmembrane transporter activity. The record is from RefSeq and is a predicted model, not a curated record. Gene Ontology annotation, cellular component: plasma membrane. Gene Ontology annotation, biological process: amino acid transport; transmembrane transport.